Molecule: messenger RNA, 2083 nt
Organism: Rhodotorula graminis WP1
Lineage: Eukaryota; Fungi; Basidiomycota; Microbotryomycetes; Sporidiobolales; Sporidiobolaceae
Exons: 8
Coding region: 1-2070 (689 amino acids)
Biological process (GO): rRNA base methylation
Cellular component (GO): nucleolus
Molecular function (GO): methyltransferase activity
Source: RefSeq, a predicted model, not a curated record
AUGGACUUCUACCACCGCGCCGGCCUGAUCCUCGAUGCGCUCGACAACAAGAAGGGCUCGGUCAAGGGCCUGUGCAUGGCCGAGGCCAACAAGGGCCGCAAGGUCGGCGAGGGAGCUCGCUUCCUCAAGGUCGUGAUCGAGUGCCUCAAGUACCGCCCGCACAUCCAGCACCUCCUCGCCGCGACCAAGCUCCUCGCGCAAGAGCCGACCCUGUUCGUCCCGCCGUCGUCGACCGCGUCCGUCACCAACGCGCUCAAGUCGGGCUCGGCCGCGUCGGCCAAUAAGGCGCUCAAGACGCCCAAGAAGCACGUCAAGGCGGCCCCGACCCCGGACAGCCUCGCGACCGUCAUGCUCCACGACCUCCUGUUCGCCAAGCGCGGCUUGACGCUCCCCAAGGAGCACAAAGUCCGCAAGAAGCUCGAAAAGUACAAGUCUGCACUCGAGAAGGAGAACGAGCGCGAGAAGCGUCGCCGCAAGGUGGGCACGAACGAGGGCCUCCAGAUCCCGCUCCCGGACAAGGUCGCGUCGUCGCUCGAGGGCAUCGGCAAGGGCAAGAAGCGCGCGCACGACGUCGACCGGUUCGCCGAGGAGGGCGGCAGCGAGGGCAUCAUUGGCGAGAUCCGCUGGAUGCGCGUCAACACGCUGCGGUGGAGCGUCGAGGCGGCCGUCGAGUGGUUCGAGAAGGGCGGGUGGGAGAUGUUCGAGGAGGUCGAGGAGAUGCUCGCCGCUGCCCAGAGCAAGCCCAAGGUGUUCGCCCUCGACGCCCACAUCGAGCCGCUGCUCGCCCUCCCCGCGGCCGUCUCGCUCCCGACCAUCUCGGCGUACCAGGACGGCCGCCUCCUCGCGCAGGACAAGGCGUCGUGCAUGCCCGCCUGGGUCCUCCUCACGCCGGCGCUCGCCGACGCCGAGGACCGCGCCGCCGCACGUGCCGCGGGCGAGAUCGGGCCCGACGAGGACCUGCCCAAGCGCGGCAAGGGCCUGCGCGUCCUCGACGCGACGGCGGCGCCGGGCAACAAGACGACCAUGGCGGCGGCGCUCAUCGCCGGCGACGAGAUCAACGGCAAGGUGACGGCGUGCGAGAGGGACCAGGGCCGGUUCAAGGUGCUCAAGGACAUGCUCAAGCGCGCCGACGCCAAGAACGUCCAGCCGAUGAACGUCGACUUCCUGUCGCUCAAGCCGGACGACCCCAAGCUCAAGAACGUGACCCACCUCCUCGUCGACCCGUCAUGCUCCGGGUCCGGCAUUCCCUCGCGCCUCGACCACCUCAUCCCCUCGGCGCCCGAAGCCGAGCAGCUCGCGCGCAUCAAGGCCCUGUCCAACUUCCAGAUGGCCAUCGUGUCGCACGCCCUGCGCUUCUCGGGCGCGGUCCGCGUCGUCUACUCGACGUGCAGCAUCUGGGAGCAGGAGGACGAGCGCGUCGUCAUGCGGGUCCUCGCCAAGAAGGAGUUCCGCGACAUGGGCUGGAGGCUCGCGCCGAGGGACGAGGUCAUGCCGACGUGGGAGAGGAGGGGUCGUGUCGCGGCGUGCGGCGGCGACGAGACCAUCGCCGACUCGGUCGUGCGCUGCCUCCCCGAGGACGGCACCAACGGCUUCUUUGUCGCCUGCUUCGUCAAGGACGAGAACGCGCCGCCGAUCGAGGCGCCCGCCGGCGCCGACGAGGCGGCUCCCGCAGUCGACGACGAGGCGAUCGACGUCGACGCCCUCGCCGUCGAGGUCGAGGAGGGCGAGGCGCCCGCAGCACCCGCAGCGGCGGCGGCCGCAGCGUCGGCCAAGUCGGCGCCGGCGCAGCUCAAGAAGGGCGGCAAGCAGGGCCGCAAGGCCAAGUCGGGCGCGACCAUGGCGGCGCGCAACGCCAAGAGCGAGGUCCUCGGUCGUGCGCCCGCGCCGCCGGCUGCCCAAGUCGCCGCCGCCGCCGCCGCCGUUGUCGCCAAGGAGGCCGACGCUGCGCCCAAGGAGGGCGGCGCCGGUUCGGGCCCGAAGAAGCUCAGCAAGAAGCAGCUGUACUUGGCCAAGAAGGAGGAGAUGAAGCGCAAGAAGGAGGCGGCGGCGACGAGCGGCGCCGACGAGUAGAACGAGGGGGGGG